Caenorhabditis angaria is the source of this 939-nucleotide messenger RNA. The record is from the annotation of a GenBank genome assembly. Lineage: Eukaryota; Metazoa; Nematoda; Chromadorea; Rhabditida; Rhabditidae.
AUGAGAGAAAGUUUGUGUUUUUUUCAAUUUUUCAAAAGGAAAAAACUUGAAACCUGAAACCUAGGGUCAUUUUCAGAGUUCAAAAAACUUAAAAUGCAUAGUUAUUAUACUGAAAAAGUUAGUUUAUAACUUAAAGUUUUGAAAAUGUUUUUCUUCCCUGCCUUUCACUGGAAUUCAGGAUAAGUUCAGUUGAAAUCAUAGCCAAUUUCAACCGUUGUUUUCCAGAAGAUUAUAUCGACUACAUUUAUGAUAUUACAAUCGCAUAUCCUUAUAAUAUUGUUCAAUCCGAAGUUGAUUUGGUUCUGAAAGGUUCUGCACCCAAAGAAGUUCAUUUUCAUGUCAAAAAAAUACCGAUCGGACAAGUUCCUCUCAGUGAUUCAGAUGUGCAAAAAUGGUUGAAUGAGUGAGUUUUUUAUUUUGAAGGUUUGAAAAAGGGCUUCUGCCAGUCCCAGGUUAUUUUUAACGAAAAACGUUAAUAUUGUGAACCUUUUUUCCGAAUGUAAACAAAAUUAGUAAAUCAUUUCAGUCGCUGGCUUAUCAAAGAACAAGUUUUGCACAAUUUCUACAGUGAAGAACAACCAAUAAAUCGACAAUUUCCAAUUGAAAGAGGAGAUGGUGUUUGGAGAAGUGUUAGUUGUUUUUUUUUCAAAUUUUUAUUCAAAAACAAGUUUUUUUCAGUGGAAAGAGUCAAAGUUGCAUAUAUUUGUUAAAAUCACUGCUCUGAUGUUCUGGUAUACUGUAAUUUCAGCGUGUAUUUAUCAUAUUUGGUUUGUUCGAAGUUUACAGGUUAGUUUUUCUCCUGGGUUGGUUUUCACUGUGAAAGUCAUUUUCUAGAUUGGCUUCUCUUAUUUUUUCAUCGUCAGCUUUAUUCUGAAUCUCGGUUAUGGUGGAAUUGAUAAGUUUAUUAUUCAAAGUUGGCAAAAAUCAGUCCGAAAUUAA